CUGGAGCUCCGUCGGUCCGCCUACGUGAUCCGUGAGCCAGGAGGCAGUGGAUCGGCGUGGGACGCCCGUCCUGUUACUCUCUGUCAUCAGUCUGUAGGUGUUCAGGGGAUCUCACGUCGGCUGCAGAGAGUCCAUAGUUUAUCCUGCAGGAUGAACUUCAAAAACUUGAGAGAGUACCUGGCCUGGCUGUACUACCAGUACCUGCUCAUCACUGGGAUAUAUGUCCUGGAGCCAUGGGAAAAGUCGGUUUUUAAUUCCAUACUGUUUUCUGCGAUUGCCAUGGUGAUCUACACCUCGUAUGUCUUUGUUCCCAUCCAUGUGCGUCUGGCGCUGGAGUUCUUUUCGGGAAUCUUCGGUGGCCAGCCUGAGAGCACCAUGACACUCAUGAACUAACAUAAAGGAGGAAAAAAGAGGAUGAGAGAAUGGGUGUCUUAGCAUGAGCCUGUAAAUAAUUUCUUGUAGCUCAACCCUUCAAACUCCAGAUUUUUGCCAGCACUUUUUUUUAACCAUCUGAACCAGAUAGUCUCACUGCAGUUCAAAGAUCUUGCAGGAAGGAUCUGGAAAUCAGAGCCUGACUGUCUUCUUUUACAUCCCACACCCCAGGGCCUUACCUCAUGGUAUUAGUCAAAUAACUGUACCUUAAUUUCACAAUCUGCCUGUAACAUGUCUUGUGAAAUGUUUGUUUUUACUUUUCUUUAUGUGUCCUGUGUGAUCGUAUACCACAUCCAGUUUUUUGCAUGAUAGGCUCACACUUGGAUGUUACAUUUGUAUGCUUGUUUAACUUCAAAAUGCUUUUAAAUUCAUUCUUCCACAUUACACUAAGCCACAAUCUUUAGAGGGACACUCCAGUAAUCUAUGCUUGACUUUCAUGAGAGCUGGGGCUUGACAGAGAUAUUAUGUCUCACAAGGAAACAAAGGUCUUAAAAUGUAAUUAGAGUGACAAAAUUAAAGUAACUAAGUAGUAAGUGUAAAAUUGAUGGAUUGUCCCUUUAAGUAUCUGUGGGUUUUCUCAUAUGCUUACCAUAGUUUAGUUCAGUUACCAUAGUUUAACUGAACAUGAAUUUCUCUUUGAUGAAUAGAGAUUGUUUUAAAGUUCCUCGCUACGUUUCUGACAUGCAUUUAAUGUUACUGUCUUAUGUAAAAGCGGUAAAAAAAGACAAAAAAAUGCCUUUAUGCACUGUAAUGCAAUGCUAACUGACAGGAUACAAUGCAUGUCAUAUAUGGAGACAUGGCGUCACAGCCCAUAAAUGAUAACGUUGAUGGGAAAACCGAGCUACACAAUCAAUUAAAAAUGUCACGAUCAAGUCUCUGUUACACAGUUUGCUCAAAGCCUACAGUAUGAACAUAGAUUGAAUGGACAAAUUAUGUGAUAACACAAAAACCACGUCAUAGUUAUGUGCCGAGGCCUCUCUUUAUCUCCGAUUUUUUACUUGCUGAUUUUUCAGGAUGGUUGUUCUCAGCACUGGGCAUGAGCAAAUAUUGAUACAACACGCCCAUGUGUUUCAGGCUUGGUCUUUUUAAUGGCAUAGCUUCACUGAAGAACCGUUUCCUGUCUCAUGCAAAAUGCUAAGAUAAUGAAGGAAAAUUGGUCUAAAAGAAAAACUGCAAACCAAAAUAUCUGUCUUCUCCACUUAUAUUUGAUCUAUAGAGUAUAAACUAGAGUAUGAGGUACAAUUAGUUUUGUUCUGAAGAUUAUCUUAAAUAAUUUGUUUUUUAGGAUGAAGGGCUCACUGAAAGCAGGUUAAACAUAAUCUUUAAGUUAAUUUUAUUUAUACAAAGGUAUAUAUUUAUAUGAACUGGUAAAUGCUUGGCUGGUUACAAUGUCAAUUACCAAACUUUUUUUGAUUAUUUAUAUCUGUGUUCUCUUGUGGCCAUAACUGACACAUAAUUUGUUCUUAAUUUUGUUUCCUCAACAGUGCUUUUUCUUUUUAUUGUACCCAGGUUGUAUUAUAUCCCCCCCACUUUUAAUAAACAGUCAUUUCAAGUCCCUAAAAUUAAGGGUUUGAAGCUCUUUUUUCCGCUGCUCUCCAAUGAA
This is a messenger RNA of Menidia menidia (Atlantic silverside), 2035 nucleotides long. Lineage: Eukaryota; Metazoa; Chordata; Actinopteri; Atheriniformes; Atherinopsidae. The record is from the annotation of a GenBank genome assembly.